Messenger RNA from Ectocarpus sp. CCAP 1310/34, 1842 nucleotides. Lineage: Eukaryota; Phaeophyceae; Ectocarpales; Ectocarpaceae. The record is from the annotation of a GenBank genome assembly.
AUGCUAUAUGCCGACGAUGCCGGCGUUGUGUCGAAGUCCGCCGACGGCCUGGCGAGGAUGAUGACCAUUAUCGUGGAGGUGUUCCGGGAGUUCGGGCUGACGGUGUCGGAGAGGAAGACGGAGACCCUGGUGAUGCGGGUGAAGGAGAGACAGCGACCGCCGCCGCCGCCACCGCCGGUGCUGACCAUCGAAGCAGCGGGGCAAAGGUACGCACAGACGACCGAGUUCCGAUACCUGGGCGGCCUCGUCAACGAGCAGGGCGACCUUACCCGAGAGAUCAACCACAGGAGCAAAGCAGCGUGGGCGUGCAUUAAGCGAUACGCCACGGAGCUCUUCGACCGACCGGGAGCACCGUUUCGCCUCAAAGCCCGCCUGCUCCAGGCGGAGGCAGUGGAGGCACUGCUAUACGGCUGCAUGACAUGGUCCCCACGCCGCAACCACUACGGAAUGCUGCAGACGACACACCACCGGCUACUCCUGCGAGUCAUCGGCUACCGGCGCAAACGAGGCACCUACCGGCAGCUGUCAUACGCCCAGGCGCUAAAGAGGGUCGGCUGCCAGAGCGUGGAGGCCACUGUCCGUCAACGGCGCCUGCUCUUUGCGGGGGCCGUGGCAAGACAGCCGGACGGGCGGCUUCCGAAACGGCUGAUGUUCGGCGAGUUGGUGGGAGGGGAGGACCCGGGCCAGGGAAACCCGGAGCAGAACUGGCUGACAUGCCUGAAGGACGACAUGAAGAUGUUCGAAGCCAGGUACGGCUCCACGACCGACAAGCCGAGCGUCUUCGGAGUCCCGAAGUUAGUCUGGAGUGAGGCGGCGAAGGUGGAGGGGGGGGUACCGUGGCACGCGGGGGUGCUACAGGGAGCUGAGAGGUUCAUGGCCUCUUGGCACAAGGGCAAGGAGGAGGCCAGCCGACAACGAGCCAUCAAACGAGGAGACAGCGGGCCCAAAAAUAGUCUAGAUACGGCACCAAUCAACGGGGCGGUAGGGGGGCGGAAGGAAACGGCGCGGCGGGAAGAAAGCAAGCGAGAAGAGACCGACCGCGUGACGUGACAUGUUGCGGUCGAAUUUCAACGACUAAUUUUUCUGUUGCCCUCUCCCCCGUUUGCUGUCGCGUUCAGACUGUCUCUAGGGAUAUCCCUGUCUCUGUGCGAGUUUGUUUGUGUCCUCGUCUUUGCUUUAUUCUGUUUUAUUUUGUCUUUUGUUUUGUUUUUUACUGGCACGUACCCCCGCCCCUUCCUUUGGCCGUCGACCUGCCUCCAUGUAGUGGGAGGCUACCCCCCCAGGCUGGUGGUGCGGCCGUUCCACUAGUCUAAUUAUUUAUUUAAUUCUAUUUUAUUUGUUUCUGAUUAUAUUUUGUUUUCUUGUAUUUUAUCGCUCUGCUGACCCUUGGGGUCCAUUUUAUUUUGGUAUACCUUUUCUAGGUACGUUAGCCUGUGACCACGGAAAUUGGCCGAGUCAAGUGAUGGAUUAGUACGGAGAGAUUGAGACAGAAGGAGGUACUGGAUAGAGAGACCGGGAUGGUUUUUAAUGUGAAGACAACAACAACAACAAGUGUCAUGAGAUUUUUUUUGGUCUUCACUUCAAAUCAGCGCUCACGGCACUAGUGUCGUUUACUCCAACCCGUGGUCACACAGAAGAGCCCCUCUCUACCCUCCCCUCCUGCGGUACUUUGCCUUCGAUUUUUAAUGCGAGAAGAGUUCAGCACUCUCUUCCCUCUGUACACACGAACAAGCGCUAUCCACUAGGCCAGGAGCAGAAGCGAGAGAAAAACUCACUUUGCAAGAAAAGCUCGCUUACGCCGGGAUUCGAACCCCUGACCUGACCUCUAGAAGGUUUCGAGAU